AUGCUGUUCCACGCCGCCCUCCUUUCCCUCGGCGCAGUCGGUGCUCUUGGGCAUGCUGUGGUGGAAACUCCCACCCCGAGGAAGCCAGGGAGCUUAUCCGAUGAACUCUGUGGUGCUGCGGUAUCAAAAAUACUGAACAGAGAUCUUGCCGGUCCCAUUGAGAACGCUGCCGAAGUUGCCGACGCUGAUUACAACUGCGACGUUUAUAUUUGCCGAGGAUACCAGUACGGGGAUAACGAAGCUAGUCUUCACACAUUUAGUGCUGGGGACGUCGUCGAUUUUCAUAUCGACAUGGUUGCCGGCCAUAGACCCGGAUACGCAAACGUGUCGGUGAUCGACCCAGUUAACAACGUCGUUCUCGGCAGUCCGUUGAAAACAUGGGAGGCGUGGCCUGUCAACAAUCCCGGCCCAGACCGGGAUGAUAUUAACUUCAGCGUCACCAUUCCAGAAAGCCUGGCCGACACCUGUACCGAGGGCGGGAAGUGCGUUAUUCAAUGGUAUUGGUACGCGAUCGGUAACUCUCAAACCUAUGAGAGCUGCGUCGACUUUGUCAUCGGUGCUUGA
Messenger RNA from Chaetomium fimeti, 564 nucleotides. RefSeq lists its product as uncharacterized. Bases 1 to 564 code for a protein of 187 amino acids. NCBI's taxonomy places the organism in Eukaryota, Fungi, Ascomycota, Sordariomycetes, Sordariales, Chaetomiaceae. The transcript is spliced from 5 exons. The record is from RefSeq and is a predicted model, not a curated record.